Messenger RNA from Aspergillus sclerotioniger CBS 115572, 480 nucleotides. RefSeq lists its product as uncharacterized. Lineage: Eukaryota; Fungi; Ascomycota; Eurotiomycetes; Eurotiales; Aspergillaceae. The record is from RefSeq and is a predicted model, not a curated record. The transcript has 2 exons. Bases 1 to 480 code for a protein of 159 amino acids.
AUGGUUGUGCUGCUCCAACGCGAUGCCUCCGCGGAGCAGUGGUCGGGACGAACCUCCUCCGGCCUUUGGGUUGCGACAGGGAAGGUCUGGUCUCUUGCGUCUGGAUCCUCAGACUGUGCAGGCUGGCGGCGGCGACAGUCACACUCAUUCUGCAUGACCGUGUGGCAAUGGCAAACCGGUCAUGUCCAGUCGAAGAGUAGAGAAUUGAAGCAAGGCGGGUUGCUGUCGUGGUCCUGCACCGAACGCUUCCAGAACACGGCCAAGCGGUCCGAUCUACGUGCCACCACCGACUCAACCAUUCCAAGAAACCUCUGGGCAUCUGCGCGACCGGAUUUUCGCCGGGAUGAGACCUUGCGGCCGACAUCAUCAUUCGUCCUUGCGACGCCCUUGGCUGUCGAGUCGGCUGGGCAGAUGACUGUCCCACGUCAGUCGCCGGAAAAGAACGGUGCCACUGGGAGGCGCUCCCCCAUCAUGGUGUAG